Messenger RNA from Petromyzon marinus (sea lamprey), 3114 nucleotides. NCBI's taxonomy places the organism in Eukaryota, Metazoa, Chordata, Hyperoartia, Petromyzontiformes, Petromyzontidae. The record is from RefSeq and is a predicted model, not a curated record.
CUUGCCCCUACAGUCUGUUACAGGCUACACGGGGGGGGGAUCUUUGUCUUUGUAGCGCCUGCGCCGUUUUGUGAGGUGGCUUGCUGCUUGUCCAGUGGUCGCAACGCCUGAGAGAGAGAGAGAGACUGUCCCCCACAACCCCGUCCUUUCACUUAACGCAGGCUGCUGUUGCUGCUGCUGCUGUUGUUGCGACUGGUGGUGGUGGCACAAGAGGCGUGCGUCCCCCGCACAAAUAGCACAGCGUUCUCCUCCUCCCUCCUCAAGUUCCCCCCCCCUCCCCACCCCACCACCAUCAUCAUCAUCCGGCGACGUUGUCGGUGGAGGAAGAGGCAUCUGAGAAGCUGCCUCGGUUCUUUGGAACACGCGCGAGCGCCGCGUGACGACAGCCAUGGCCUCGGUGAGGAGGAAGUCGCAGAAGGAACGGGUCCUGCUGGCGCGCCAGGCCACCAUGCCGGCGGCCCCCGUGCACGAGGGCAUCCUGCAGGCCGCCCGCGCGCCCAUCUCGUGCUUCUCAGCGACGCCGGAGGUGAAAGCAGACCAGGGGUUCUUUGAAAGAGUCGGCAGCAUUUUGGAUCAGUACAGGAACCCAGAUCUGUUGGAAUCCACAGUAAGUGCUCCACUGCUGGAAGAAGCUCCCGUUCAGGGCAAAUUGAUGGAGAACGUUAAGCUUUCCAAGCGUGAGCUGGACAACCUGUACGAGGAGGCCCUUUACACCAUCAUGCACCGGAGCGGCGAGACCACCGAGGACUACGUCAACGAAGACUACGAGCUCUACGGAUACCUCAAGCGGGUGUUCAACCUGAGCCAAAUGGAUCAUGAAGCCCUGAUGGAGAAAGUCAAAGAAGCCAAACCGCCCGUGCAAGUGCUCAAGGUCACCGUGGUGGAGGCUAAAGGAUUGAUGUCCAAAGACCCCGAUGGAUUCAGCGACCCGUACUGCAUGCUUGGCAUCAUGCCGGGCAGCAAGGAUUCGCCGCGCGAGGCGGCCGAGGAGAAGAAGGAGAGGAAGUUCAGCCUGCGCCGGCGCUCCGACAAGCGCACGCCCAGCAUCAAAGAGGUGCUGCCCGCCAAGUUCAUCCAGGCCACGGAGGUCAAGCCGCACACGCUCGACCCGCAGUGGAAGGAGUCCUUCAGCCUAGACAUUGACGAUAUUCAAACCGAUACACUUCACCUUGACAUAUGGGACCACGACGACGACGUGUCGGUGGUGGAGGCGUGCAGCAAGCUCAACGAGGUGCACAGCCUCAAGGGGAUGGGCAGCUAUUUCAAACAGAUCGUGAAGUCCGCCCGCACUACCAACGCGUCCGGCUCGGCGGAGGAGCACGUCGAUGACUUCCUGGGAUGCCUCGACAUCCCACUGAAUGACCUGCCGUCCACGGGGGUGGACAAGUGGUGCAAGCUGGAGCCCAGGACCAGCUCGUCCAAGGUGCAGGGCUGGUGCCACCUUCUGCUCAACCUCACCUCGUCGCAGAGGGACACGCUGCUCAGCAAAAAGGUCUCAAACGUGACGGUGUACGAGAUGCUGAUGGAACACUUCAUCGCUUACCAGCACAACAUGCAGGGCGGGCUGAGCACGUGGGAUGGCGAGCUGUCCAAGUGCGCCAAGACGGUCCUGCACCAGCAUGCCGUGCAGACGGAUAUACCUCCUGCACAGCAGGCAAUACUGCACUGGCAGGCCUACAGCAAGUACCACCAGGCGAACGCCAUCAGCUACACGUGCCUGCACAACGCCCUGCAGCAGGUGGAGCAGAGCUUCCAGGACGCGUCCGUGGCUCACGAGCAGCAGCAGAGCCUGGCCGAAAGCUUCAACGGCUUCCUUGAGUUCUGCCUGGGUUUGCUGCGAAAGAUCCGCGACGUGUUCCCGUCAACAAACCCCGAGGCCACGUCCCGCCUGGAGGCGCUUCUGGGGUGUUUGUCGGAGUUCUACGGCACGCAGGUGUUCAAGAAGGCGUGUCCCUUCCACAACGACCUCUACCUGGAGAUAAAUAGCGUCAUCAAGAAAGGGACGCAGGAGUGGUACGAGCAGAUGAACUCUACGUUCAAGGCGGGCGGGAAGAGUGAAGAAGAGAAACUUCAGGGCCUGGUUAAAAUAACGAACGCGGUGCUCUCCGACCUCUACAAAAACAGAGACCACUACAACAAGAUGUUCGCCAGUGCCGUCAAGGUCGAGUACUUCAGUGUCACCUACCGACAGUUGGAGAAACUGAUAUCGGACGAGGUGAGCAGCUGCCUGGAGGAGCCGGGCGGCAGCUCGGAGGGAGACGUGGGGGCGCUGAGCCAGCCCUCUGGGGAGGCCAUGCUGCAGCUCUACCUGAACUUGCGCGAGCUGCACGGCCUUAGUGACUCGCUACCCGCCAGGGACGGGAAGCCGCUGGCGCUGGCUUCGUUCCACGGCUGGUUCAAGGUCCUCAUGCUGCGUUGGCUGCAGCUGGUUCACCAGAAGGCCAAGGAGAGGAUCAGCGAGUCCGUCAAGGCGGACGGGAAGGUGUCGCGCUUCAAGCUGGACUUCCUGAACGCCCAGGUGAAGUACAGUUCGUCGGCACUGAGCACCACGGAAUGUCUGUCCCACAUCCGGGACCUGUGGAAGGGUCUUCAGUGGCCCCCUGCUUCGGCCACCCCCAUCCUCAGCAAGCUCAUGCAGAACUUCUGCAACUGCGCCCACUUCUACAUGGAGCUCGUCAAGCGCAAGGUGGAGGCGGGAGGCUACUACAGGGCCGACGGGCAGUUCGACGUCAGCAACCAGCUGUGCGUAGCCCUCAACGGGAUGGAGUACGUGCGGCAGUUCGUGUGCGCGCUGCCCAAGGAGCUGGGGCUGACCGACGCCGAGGCGGCGGGCGCGCCCGCGGUCGGUGGGGGGCUCCCGGUGGGGGGGGGCCGCGGGGGGGGGCACGGCGGGGGCCCCGCUGGCGCAGCUGCACGCCCUGGACAGCGCCGUGCAGCACGAGAUCACCGCCGUGGUCACCAUCUUCGCUGAAAAGAUGUCCCCGGACAUUCGCAAGUAUGUUCAGCACAUCAGCUUGUCUCCGGACUCCAUCCAGUCGGACGAAGCCGUCUCGCCUCUCAUGAAGUACUUGGAUAACAACUUGGCCAUGCUCAAUAGAACCCUGCUCAAGGAAA